AUGGCCACUCUGGAGAAUCCUGGGUUCAAAACCUCCUGGUUUGUGGCUCUGGCCAUGAUGAUAUGGAUGAGGAGCAACAUGGCUCUUCAUAUAGACCCUCCAGAGCAUUUCCUGCUGCAGUGAAAAUUGGAGUGUCACUACACGAAUGGCGCUCAGCAGGUGAGGUACCUGGACAGGUUCACCUGGGACCGGCAGCAGAUCUGUUCCUGUGACAGUGCAGUGGGUUUCUACAUGGCCCACACAGAGCUGGGAUGGACAUUUGCGGACUGGCUGGUUUGUUCUGUUAGAAGGUUUUAUUCUUCUGAAAUUAAGACCAAGUGGUUCAAAAAUGGGCAGGAGGAGAUGGACAAAGUUGUGUAUGAGGACCACCUCCCAAACAGAGAUCAGUCUCUCCAGAUCCUGAUCACUUUGGAAGUCACGCCAAAGCAAGGGGCUGUCUGUGCUUGCCAGAUGGACCUUGUCAGCUUGCCAGUGCCCAUCACGGAAACAUGCUCUGGAUCUGCUGUGGGCGAGAAGGCGACUGGAACGCUGGGCUUUGUGUUGGGCUUAGGCUUCAUCAUGGUGGGACUCAUCAUCUAUCAGAAGAAAAAGAGAGAUGAAUUAUUCAUGAGCUAA
Molecule: messenger RNA, 615 nt
Organism: Opisthocomus hoazin
Lineage: Eukaryota; Metazoa; Chordata; Aves; Opisthocomiformes; Opisthocomidae
Source: RefSeq, a predicted model, not a curated record